GGCUCGAGCGGCGCUGGGCCGUCCCCGCACGGCGGCGUGCACGGCGGCGUCCUCCCACGAGGUGCCAAUGUCGUACCACGCAGCCGCCAGACAGGAGGAGGAUGGCAUGGACUUUAUUUGGAACGAGUCGCCCUGCCGCGGCGGCCCUUUACACUUGGCGGUCCUCAAAGAUGAACUUCCGAAGGUGAAGGAUCUGGUGGAGAAGUCCAAGAGCCCUCUGGAGACUGUGAGGUCUCCCUUUGCCUUUCGGGAUCAUGACACGGAGCAGGAGGGCCGCGCCGAAGCGGUGCACAUCGCCGCCAGCCGUGGUCACCUUGAGGUCAUCAAGUACCUGCUGGAGAAACAGGCCGACCCCAACGCCUGUGUCAUGGUGAAUGGGAAGGUGAAGCAUGACGUGCUGCACGCCGCGGUGGCCGGCGAGGGCCGGGGCGGCCGCCUGGAUAUGGUGGAUUUCCUCUACUCGGUGUGCCGCAAAACCAAGGAUUCCGAGGGCAGGUCGCUCAUCCACAUUGCCUUUCUCACAGGUUCGCGAGAGAUCAUUGAGUAUUUGCGGGACAAGAACUCAGAUCUGAAGCACAUGCACAGCUUCCACGAAGAUCCCAGCGUGGCCAUCGCGAAUGAGAACGCUGGAGUUCACCCGCCCUUGUCCUUCGGUAUUCACGGAGGACAGAUGUCGGAGGAAGACCUCAGUGAAAUGGCACAGCCCACUGCUGGAUCCUUGAAGAUCUUCAUCGAUGAAUGCCCGCAGUGUAUCCCCACCUUUCUGCAGCGCAUCAGAGAGCAGGACUCGAUUGGUGCGUUGGAAAUCGCCAGGCAUCUGACCUGCCACGAUAUCUCGAAGGUG
This is a messenger RNA of Durusdinium trenchii, 844 nucleotides long. Lineage: Eukaryota; Dinophyceae; Suessiales; Symbiodiniaceae. The record is from the annotation of a GenBank genome assembly.